CUUAAUAUGAACCGACGUGAUUUGUGAGCUUGCUUACCAUGCCUCUGUAAGAGUCUCUGAGUUUCCGUCGUUUGAUGGAACGUGUGGAAUCAAGUGUGAAAUGUCCCCGGGCCUACGGGUUGAACUCAAUUUCCCUACAGCAGAAGCUGCAGAUAAUUCAAAUAUCUCUUGUGGAUACAAUCUCCGACCUUCGGGAAGUGUUUCUUCCCUUUUUUCAUCGUGUACAGCAUCAAAGAGCGAAUUGGUUACCAAUCGGGAGUAUAGCUGGAGGUGCUGGCUCUUUGUUGGGAACUAAGGAACUCAACAAAAUGAUUCCGAGUAACAACAUAGAUAUUCAGGUUGUUACUUGGAAUAUGUCAUCAGCGAAACCUCAGUAUUACCCAGAAGAUUUGGGGGAUCUCUUCUUCAGUGGGUCCUCUGAAGAAGCUGCAAGUAUUUAUGCCAUUUGUAUACAGGAAUGUUCGUCAGACAAAAAUGAACUUCUUAUUCGACUACAAGCAGCUAUUGGCAUCAAACAUGUUCUAUUUACGUAUGCAACUCAUGGGACGUUGGCUUUAAUGAUAUUUUUAAAUCGUGACCUAAUAUGGUAUACUUCAGUGCCUCAAUCCGUUGGAGUUACAACUACAGCUGCUGUAAGAACUAAAGGAGCAGUAGCUGUCUGCUUUAUACUUUUUGGGACAUCAAUUUUAUUCCUUUCUGCUCAUUUCAAAGCUAGUCACACAAAUUUUGAACGUAGGGUUCAGGAUUACUUACAAGUAGUGGAUAGUAUUAAUCUACCGAAAAUUGGUUUCAACAAAGGAUAUAAAUAUAAUGAACCUAAUCCAAUGGAUCGGUUUGAUGUUGUAUUAUGGGCAGGAGAUUUAAAUUUUCGAAUACAACGACCAAGACAUAUCGUGGAGAAUAUAAUUAACGGAAAAAGUAAACAUAGAAACUAUGAAGAACUUCUAUCAGCAGAUGAAUUAUUAAAUGCUCAAGCGGAGGGUGUAAUUUUCCGGAAUUUCAAUGAAGGCCGUAUUCGUUUUCCUCCAACUUAUAAAUAUGACCUUAAUUCUGAUGUCUACGACUCGUCAGAUAAACAGAGAGUUCCGUCAUACACAGACAGGAUACUGUUUAUGUCGAAACGAAAAGAAAGUUUAAUCUGUUUGGACUAUAAUUGCAUCAAUACAAUACGUUCAUCAGAUCAUAGACCUGUAUUCGCACUGUUCAGUCUACUUUUAAAACCUGGAUCUGAUAACAUUGCACUAGCCGCUGGUGCAUUCAAUCGAGAUAUAUUCAUAGCAGGUAAUCAACGUCGAGCUCUACGGCUUGAUAAACUUAAAGCAAGAAAAUCUACAGUUCAUGCCAAAGUCUGCAGUAUUCAGUAGCCUUUUCUAACCAAAUAUCAUUACAAGUGUAUAUAAUCUAAAGGCUCAGACAAACUAUUUAAUGAAACUGGUCUGCCUUCAAUCAACAUCUGAGUUAUUUUCUUCGUGCUGUGGAAGUUCUUUUUAAUUUCCCUCUAUUUUUAUGGAAAAUAAAACGAGUAUCCUACUAUGAGUAGCCAUUUUGUUUGCAAUAAAUCCAAUCAAUAUCAAGACACUUCAACCAACAGUGAGUGGAGAAAACGAUAAGCUAUAUUCAGCGCAUGUAUCUCCAGAUUCUUUUGUCCCUUUUGAUAUUUCUCUGCUGUAAGCUUUUAUUCAUGUGGUUACAAUUUUUAAAUCUCCUACAACAUAAGUUCUAACGACUUUGACUAAAAAAGGAAAGUCAUAUUUACAAAAGAUAAACUGGAACUAUGUAAAUAGACACUAGUAGUUAUGAACAUCUCCCAGUUACUCCGAAACCGAAUAGUUUGUUUGCUACCUGUCCACAAACUAUCAUAUGCAUUUACGUGCACUAUUACACUACACACAUCGAUUUAAGAUUAUGUAUACUAGCUUCACCCUUUACUCUAAACUGAUAAACAUCCCACAUCAUAUUGUUUAUUCUUGGAGGUAAACACGUUCGUAUUACAUUUAUUGAGUCUUACGAAAGCUGAAGUAGAUUAGAAUGAAACCUAAGAGUUAGCCGUUAACACUGUAUUUCGACGUUUCCACCAGCCAGUGACCAAUGCUAAUUUG
Molecule: messenger RNA, 2099 nt
Organism: Heterobilharzia americana
Lineage: Eukaryota; Metazoa; Platyhelminthes; Trematoda; Strigeidida; Schistosomatidae
Source: the annotation of a GenBank genome assembly